AUGCCGGCCGCUGCUGCUGGCGUCGUUCAACCCGCAGGAGGGCGCGCUCAGGCGCCACCUGCUGGACCGGAUAGCUCUCAUCGUGAGUGUGGGUGUGAUGGUGAGGCGGGGUGUGAUGGUGAGGCGGGGUGUGAUGGUGAGGCGGGGUGUGAUGGUGAGGCGGGGUGUGAUGGUGAGGCGGGGUGUGAUGGUGAGGCGGGGUGUGAUGGUGAGGCGGGGUGUGAUGGUGAGGCGGGGUGUGUGGCGGGGCUGUUGCUGGCAUCCUUCAACCCGCAGGAACACGCUUUGCGACGGCACCUGCUCGACCGCAUUGCUCUCAUUGUCACGUGCGGUUGGGGGGAAUGGGGAGGGGGGGAGAGGGAGGAAUACCUAGUGAUCAUCAGGUCAAGGGCAGCCAAGGAAUGGAGUUUGACGGCGCAGCUGCUUGCGUCGUACAAAACCCGCAAGAGGGUGCGCUGCAACGCCACCUGCUCGACCUCAUUGCUCUCAUCACCAGGUGCGGUGGUGGGCGAGGCGGGCGUGGUGGGGAGAGGCACGGAUGCGCCUCUCUCAUUGGAGCAGCGGGUGGCCGCAGCUGAUGUGGCGAACGCGUUUUUGGACGGCAAACUGACGGCUCGGGGUUGGGCGAGCAGAGGUUUGGGACCUGAGGGGCCGACGUCCUUUGGAAAGGGAGGGGAGAAGGGUGAGGAGGGUGAGGAGGAGGAGAGUGUGGAGGAGGGGGUGGAGGCGGAUAGGCUGCGAGUGCUGUUUGCACGACAGCUGCUGCCACGUGUCAGCAUCUCACAGGCCCAGAUUGCAUUCCUGGUGGACGCUGCUGUGCAGCUGGAGUGUGAGGUGAGAUGCGGUGCAGGCCAGCGCGCGGAGCUGUUUGCAGUGCGAGCAGCCAAGGCACUGGCGGCGCUGAACGGGCGCUCACAGGUCACCCAGGCCGACCUCGCCCGCGCUGCGCAGCUGGCAAUAGUGCCACGUGCCACGGUGUCAUUGGCCAGCGAGCCCAGCAGCAGCCCACCCCAGACCGCCCGCGCAGCGCCCCCCCCACCCAGCCGACGGGCGGAGGAGAGCAAUGAGGAGCCGCAGGAGGAGCAGGAGGGCGAGCCCCCUCAAGUGGACGAGGAUCAGCUGGUGCCAGCGUCCUUCGUGGUGGCAGCGGAGGACACGCGGCUCGAUGCCGCCGCCCUGCAGCUCUUCCAGCGGGCGGCGCGCACGGCAGGGCGGGCGGGGCGGUCGAAGAACAAGAUCUUCUCGCAGGAGCGCGGGCGAUACGUCAAGGCGCUGCUGCCUAAAGGCAAGGCGGGGCGGUCGAAGAAUAAGAUCUACUCGCAGGAGCGCGGGCGAUACGUCAAGGCGCUGCUGCCUAAAGGCAAGGCGGGGCGGUCGAAGAAUAAGAUCUACUCGCAGGAGCGCGGGCGAUACGUCAAGGCGCUGCUGCCUAAAGGCAAGGUGCGUGCUGCUGUUGGGGGUGCUGCUGUGAUUGGAAUUGGUGUGGGUUGUGAGAAGGCGAUAUGUGAAGGCGAUGCUGCCCAAGGGCAAGACAUUAUCUCCUCUCUUCCCCCCAAUUCCCUUUCCUCGUGCCCUGCACACCACCGCUGCCAGGUGGUGCGGCUGGCAGUGGACGCCACACUGCGGGCAGCGGCACCGAUGCAGCGGGUGCGGCGGGAGAGGGCGGCAAGGGCGGGCGGCAGGGAGCGGCGCAUCUAUGUGGACAAGAGCGACCUAAGGCGCAAGCUGCUGGCACGCCGAGCGUCGUCUCUGGUGGUGUUCAUAGUGGACGCCAGUGGCAGCAUGGCGCUCAACCGCAUGGGGGCGGCCAAGGGGGCAGCGCUACAGCUGCUGGCGGAGAGCUACAGCAAGCGCGACAGCAUCGCCGUCGUGCCCUUCCAUGACCAGCACGCUGACCUGCUCGUGCCGCCCUCCCGCGCUGUCGCCCUUGCCCACAAGCGAGAUGGAGGUGAGCAGGGAGCAACGCUACAGCUGCUGGCGGAGAGUUACAGCAAGCGGGACAGCAUUGCCGUCGUGCCCUUCCACGACCAGCACGCCGACCUGCUCGUGCCGCCCUCCCGCGCCGUCGCCCUCGCCCACAAGCGUCUGGAGAGUCUGCCAUGUGGGGGCGGCUCACCGCUGGCGCACGCGCUGGUGGUGGCGGUGCGGGCGGCGGACGUGGCUCGGAGGCGCGGCGACGUGGGGCAGGUGGUGGCUGUGCUCAUCACCGACGGCCGUGCCAACGUGCCGCUCUCCACGUCGCUCGACGCCCUGGAGGGGGGCGGUGGUGGCGGAGACGGCGCGACAGGCGCAGGGCAGGAGGAGAAGCUUCCUCCGCGGCUGGAAGACAUCAAGGAGGAAGUGCUGAGCAUAGCGGCCAAGAUGGGGGCGGCCGGCAUACAGCUGCUGGUGAUCGACACGGAGAACAAGUUUGUUUCCUCUGGCUUCGCUAAGGAGAUCGCAAAACACUCUCAAGGAAAAUACUUCUAUCUACCACAUGCAACCGUCGCUGCUGUUGCUGCGACCGCUCGUGCAGCUAUGCAAGACUUUAGAAAGCCCUAG
Closterium sp. Yama58-4 is the source of this 2541-nucleotide messenger RNA. The record is from the annotation of a GenBank genome assembly. NCBI's taxonomy places the organism in Eukaryota, Viridiplantae, Streptophyta, Zygnematophyceae, Desmidiales, Closteriaceae.